Molecule: messenger RNA, 1678 nt
Organism: Candoia aspera
Lineage: Eukaryota; Metazoa; Chordata; Lepidosauria; Squamata; Candoiidae
Product: heparan sulfate glucosamine 3-O-sulfotransferase 1-like
Exons: 1
Coding region: 360-1262 (300 amino acids)
Molecular function (GO): [heparan sulfate]-glucosamine 3-sulfotransferase activity
Source: RefSeq, a predicted model, not a curated record
GUGUCCUCUGGCCAGGGUUGAAGAAUGAUGGGAGUUGCAUUCCAACCUCACUGCUGCUCUAUAUUCCCGUUUUUUUCAGGUGGCAACAACUUCUUCAAGCAAAUGCCUUUCUGCUGAAGUGUUUUUGGCAAUUUGCAUUGCUGGAAGUCUGGGCAGUAGAAUGCAAAAUACCAACAGGGAGCGGCCAUUGUGAAUACAGGACAUAGUUUUUUGCAGAAGGAUCCCUUCAUAGCUAGAAGAGUGGUCAGUGGGGCGGACUGGACUGUCAGCAAGCCCAGAUAUGAAGGAGUGAGAAUUAGAGAAUUCCCCUCUAGCCCAUCUGUUUACCAGUCGCUUCCCAUCUCAGAGAAGGUUCAGAAAUGGGCAGAGUUUGCCUGCUGCUGCUGCUGCUGCUGUGUCUGAAGAUGUGUGGAAUCCACACAGAGGAAGGAGGAAGCUGGGAGACCUGGUGGAAGAGGAAUGACUCCGGUGCCACGAAUGAAGGUUGGAAGCAACGGCUACCCAAGAGCAUAAUUAUUGGAGUGAGGAAAGGGGGCACCCGGGCCUUGCUGGAGAUGCUGAGUCUACAUCCCCAGGUAGCAGCUGCCCACUCUGAGAUACAUUUCUUCAACAUGGAAGAGAAUUACCAAAAGGGACUGGAUUGGUACUGCCAACAGAUGCCCGUUUCCCACCACACUCAAAUCACUGUGGAAAAGACACCGGGCUAUUUUACUUCCCUGGAGGCCCCAGAAAGGAUCUAUGCCAUGGAUAGUUCUAUGAAGCUCCUCUUGAUUGUGCGGGAUCCUGUGGAAAGGUUGGUGUCUGAUUACACCCAGAUCCUCCACAAUCGCAAAGCCCAGCAGAAACCAUACCAGUCCCUGGAGCAAAUCCUGAAGAGGGGCCAAGAACUGAACACCAAGUACAAGGCCAUGCAACGCAGCCUCUAUGCCCUACACUUGGCCCGGUGGCUGGAGUUCUUUCCCAGGACACAGGUUCAUGUGGUAGAUGGAGGUGUUCUCAUACGGCAGCCACUCUCAGAAAUGCGUCACGUGGAACAGUUUUUGGGACUGGAGCCUUACUUAAGCCCAGGCAACUUUUAUUUCAACCAAACAAAAGGCUUCUACUGCCUCCAGGCCAAAGGGCAGCGCCACUGUCUUGACCAAUCUAAAGGGCGACCUCACCCCACCAUCAAUGAAUUGCUCCUGGAGCAACUUUGCACCUACUUCAGCCAGCACAAUGAGAAUUUUUUUGCCAUGGUGGGACAGACUUUUAACUGGUGCUGAGCCUCGCACUGAGGCUCAGUUGGGUGUUCUGUGAAGCUUCCAAUUUUUCUUUCAAAUGAGCUGGAAACUGAACUCUGUCACCAUAUGUAAAUCAGUUUACAGUGAAAUAGCCAAGCGUGAAGUCCCUUACACCCUGGAGGUUUUGAGGUCCUUGGGGAACCACCUGAGGAAGGCUACUUUUUGACAAAACUCUUAACUUUUCUAGAUCUCACAGCAGGUGAGGUUAUGCUCUUUACUGUUAUGUGCCCAAGAAAAACUAACAAGUCUAGGCUAUACAACAUAGAUCCAUUGUUCUUCCUGAAAACCUUGUAUUUAAUGGGCCAUAGCAAAAAUAAACAUGUUGCUGACUUAAUUAUACGUCCCCAUAUUUCUGCAUACAAACAGCUUGCAAGAAUUGGAAUUCAGCUUCUCUUGUC